This is a messenger RNA of Miscanthus lutarioriparius, 1809 nucleotides long. NCBI's taxonomy places the organism in Eukaryota, Viridiplantae, Streptophyta, Magnoliopsida, Poales, Poaceae. The record is from the annotation of a GenBank genome assembly.
AUGCCGGCAGCGGCCGAGCCCAAGAAGGCGCGCGUCCUGGUGGCCGGCGGCGGCAUCGGCGGCCUGGUCUUCGCGCUCGCCGCCAAGCGGAAGGGGUUCGAGGUGCUGGUGCUGGAGCGGGACAUGAGCGCCGUCCGCGGGGAAGGGAGGUACCGCGGCCCGAUCCAGCUGCAGAGCAACGCGCUCGCCGCGCUCGAGGCCGUCGACGCCGCCGCGGCCGACGAGAUCAUGGACGCUGGCUGCGUCACGGGGGACCGCGUCAACGGCAUCGUCGACGGCGUCUCUGGCUCCUGGUACAUCAAGUUUGAUACGUUUACUCCUGCAGCUGAGCGGGGGCUCCCAGUCACAAGGGUCAUUAGCCGCAUGACUCUGCAACAAAUCCUUGCUCGAGCAGUCGGCGAUGAUGCUAUAUUGAAUGGAAGCCAUGUAGUCGAUUUUAUAGAUGAUGGCAGUAAGGUUACUGCCAUAUUGGAGGACGGUAGAAAAUUUGAAGGUGACCUUUUGGUUGGUGCCGAUGGAAUAUGGUCAAAGGUGAGGAAGACACUAUUCGGGCAUUCAGACGCCACCUAUUCAGGUUACACUUGCUACACUGGAAUUGCAGAUUUUGUGCCACCUGAUAUCGAUACAGUUGGGUACCGAGUAUUUCUUGGUCACAAACAAUACUUCGUCUCUUCAGAUGUCGGUGCUGGUAAAAUGCAAUGGUAUGCUUUUCACAAUGAAGAGGCUGGUGGCACUGACCCUGAAAAUGGCAAAAAGAAAAGAUUGCUUGAGAUAUUUGACGGAUGGUGUGACAAUGUCGUUGAUUUGAUAAAUGCAACUGAUGAAGAAGCGGUUCUUCGCCGGGAUAUAUACGACCGCCCACCUACUAUUAAUUGGGGGAAAGGUCGUGUCACCUUGCUUGGUGAUUCUGUGCAUGCUAUGCAGCCAAAUCUGGGUCAAGGUGGCUGCAUGGCUAUUGAGGAUGGUUACCAGCUGGCUGUAGAGCUAGAGAAUGCCUGGCAAGAGAGUGUCAAGACUGAAACUCCUAUGGACAUAGUUUCCUCCUUGAGGUGUUAUGAGAAAGAGAGAAGGCUGCGUGUUGCUAUUAUACAUGGACUGGCAAGAAUGGCAGCAAUCAUGGCUACCACCUAUAGACCAUAUUUGGGUGUUGGUCUAGGACCUUUAUCGUUUUUGACCAAGUUGCGGAUACCACACCCUGGAAGAGUUGGUGGAAGAUUCUUCAUCAAGUAUGGAAUGCCUGCGAUGCUGAGCUGGGUGCUUGGUGGCAACAGCUCAAAGCUAGAAGGAAGACCUUUAAGCUGCCGACUUUCCGACAAGGCAAAUGACCAGCUUUAUCGAUGGUUUGAGGAUGAUGACGCGCUGGAACAAGCUAUGGGUGGAGAAUGGUACCUCUUCCCAACAAGUGAAGGAAACAACAAUAGCUUGCAGCCCAUUCGUUUAAUUAGGGACGAGCAGAGGUCACUCUCUGUUGGAAGUCGGUCAGAUCCUAAUGACUCAGAUUCUUCCCUAUCAUUGUCGUUUCCACAGAUAUCAGAAAGGCAUGCUACUAUCACAUGCAAGAAUAAGGCUUUCUAUCUGACUGAUCUUGGGAGUGAACAUGGUACCUGGAUUACCGACAAUGAAGGUAGACGUUACCGCGUGCCACCAAACUUUCCAGUUCGUUUCCGUCCCUCCGAUGUCAUUGAGUUUGGUUCCGAUAAGAAGGCUAUGUUCCGGGUGAAGGUGCUGAACACGCUCCCUUACGAAUCCGCAAGAAGUGGGAAGCAGCAGGGGCAGCAGCAGCAACAGCAAGUCCUUCAGGCAGCAUGA